Dictyostelium purpureum is the source of this 1374-nucleotide messenger RNA. RefSeq lists its product as uncharacterized. The coding region runs from base 1 to 1374 and encodes 457 amino acids. NCBI's taxonomy places the organism in Eukaryota, Evosea, Eumycetozoa, Dictyosteliales, Dictyosteliaceae. Gene Ontology annotation, biological process: carbohydrate metabolic process. The record is from RefSeq and is a predicted model, not a curated record. The transcript is spliced from 2 exons. Gene Ontology annotation, molecular function: hydrolase activity, hydrolyzing O-glycosyl compounds.
AUGUAUCUUUUAAUAUCCCUUAUAUUAUUAUCUUUUUUAAAUGUUUCCUUUUCGCAAAAAGUUGGUAAAUUCAGUCCUGAGGUCCAUCCACCUAUAACUUGGCAAGAGUGUGCUGACGAUGGAUCAUGCAAAACUAUGAACGGUGAAAUUGUCAUUGAUGCUAACUGGAGAUGGGUUCAUUCUGAACAAGGUACAAAUUGCUAUACAGGUAACACUUGGAAUCCAACAUUAUGUCCAGAUGAUAAAACCUGUGCUGAAAACUGCUAUCUUGAUGGUGCCAACUAUGAAAGUGUCUAUGGUAUUACUACUGAGGAUGACUCGGUGCGUCUUAACUUUAUCACCCAAAGUCAAGGUAAAAACAUUGGAUCUCGUACAUUCCUUAUGGCAAAUUCCACAAACUACCAAAUGUUUUAUGUUUUAGGUCAAGAGUUUAGCUUUGAUGUUGAUGUUUCAAACUUGGACUGUGGUCUUAAUGGUGCUCUUUACCUUGUAUCAAUGGAUAGUGAUGGUGGUAUUGCUCGUUUCCCAUCUAAUGAAGCAGGUGCCCAAUAUGGUACUGGUUAUUGUGAUGCUCAAUGUCCAAGAGACCUUAAAUUUAUUAGUGGUUCUGCUAAUGUUGAAGGUUGGAUUCCAUCAAGUAACAAUCCAAACACUGGUUACGGUAACCACGGUUCUUGUUGUGCUGAAAUGGAUCUCUGGGAAGCCAACAAUAUGGCCACCGCUUUAACUCCACAUCCAUGUGAUACCUCUAGUCAAACCGUUUGUGAAUCUGAUAGUUGUGGUGGUGCUACUUCAUCCAAUAGAUAUGGUGGAUUAUGCGAUCCAGAUGGUUGCGAUUAUAAUCCAUAUCGUAUGGGUAAUACUACUUUCUUUGGUCCAGGUCAAACUGUUGAUACUAAAUCUGUUAUGACUGUUGUUACCCAAUUCAUCACCAAUGAUGGUACUACCACUGGUACUUUGAAAUCAAUUAAAAGACUUUACGUCCAAAACGGUCAAGUUAUUUCCCAAUCCGAAUCCACCGUUCCAGGUGUUGCCGGUAAUGAAAUUACUGAAGAUUUCUGUCACAAUCAAAAACAAGUAUUUGGUGACAAAGAUUCCUUCACUAAACAUGGUGGUCUUGCUGCAAUGGGUGAUGCUUUGAAGAAUGGUAUGGUUCUUGUUCUUAGUCUUUGGGAUGAUUAUUUAGCUGAUAUGUUAUGGCUCGAUAGUAACUACCCAACUACUUCACCAGUCACCGAACCAGGUGUUGCUCGUGGUCCAUGCUCAACCUCAUCUGGUACUCCAACUGAUGUUGAAUCUAAAUAUCCAAAUGCAUACGUUGUUUAUUCAAACAUUAAAGUUGGUCCAAUUAAUUCAACUUUUAAAAAUAACUAA